CCGGCCAUGGCCUCCUACCGCCUCGGGGUCCGCGUCGGGAACUGGCUGGAGGACGAGAUCGCGCAGCAGGACCUCCUGAAAGAUUUUAUCCGUAAGAGAGAGAAAGGACAACUUUUCGUACAGAGAUUAGCCAGACUUAAAGAGAAUAUUUUCAAGAAGGUAGAGCUGUCAGUGUCCUCUGAUGGAUUUGUUCACUUUGGAGACACCGUGCUGCUCGUGAACCCGGACUGCACCCCCCCGGAGGAGAGGGACCCCGAGCUGCGCGGCGAUGUCACCCUGGCUGUCGACAUGGAAGAAGUGUCCCUGUACUCGGACGAGCCCCUGCAGAUCUCACGUGGACUCAGUGCCGUCAAGAGGGUGGACCCCAUAGGUCGAAAUGCUUUCUGUAUUGUAAGUGUUGAUGGAAGUGCAGUGGGUGAACCACUUCGAUACGGGCAGAACUUUCUUCUUGGCACCAAAGGAGGGGUUUCUGACAAACUGUUUUAUCUGGCAAGUGACCACAAAACAUUUAGAGAUUUUGCUAAAAAAUCUCGCCUUCAGAAAGUAUUUCUGACAGGUGAGCUUUCCUAUUUGACUUUCUGGCAAGCAAAGUCCUUGGAUCCACAACUGCGUCUCGAACACGAAGGAUGUCCAGUUCCUUCAGAAACUAAAAUUAUUAUUACUCAUUGCUACACCAACCGCAACUUAGCUGUUCCGAGGACCUUCUGUGUGUGGUCUAGUUUUGGAAGAGAAUUUGAAGUAAUUUGUCACAAUUAUCUUGACGCCCGCAAAGUGGAAGAAGAUAAGAAUUACUGGGAGAUAAUUACACAAAAUCCUGGUCCUCGAGAUGGUACAAUGCCUGAAAGACCCAAAGCUCUCCCAGAAGGAUAUGAGCAUAAAUAGUUUCAUGAAAAGACAGAGGCUGUAAAAGCUCAAGACCACAGCCAGGAGAGGUUGAUGAGACUGAUUAUUGUUUCUUUCUGUUUAUAUUUUAGUUUUAGAGAUGUUUAUUUUAAAAAUGGAAAUUAAAGUCUGUCAUUAGUAAUAUUGCAUAAUCUUGUUAACUCAUCAAGGUUAUAAUGGGCAAAAAACUCUUUAAAGUUUCGUGAGCAAAAUGAAAAAAUUGUAAAUCAGGAAAUGCUCCAUUUUCCAUUUUCACAUUCACCAAUGAAAAAAGUUGUCAGAAUCCAGAAAACCUAAUAGAUUUUCAUUAAAUUACUGCCUCUCAGAGUAUACUUAACCAAUUCUUCCAAAGCCAAACCAGUGUCACAAUUCUUAAAAGGGUGAGUGGUCAGUUUGCAAAACACUCAAAAUCAAACACACACAAAGUUAUCAUGGGAUGCUUUGACAUUUAAAGUUCAUCUGAAAGAAAGUUGGUUGUUGAGUUUGUUCCACCCUCCUUCUAGCACAACAUUGCCAAUUAUUAAGUCACUAAUGAGACUUUUUUAUCUUGAGAUUAUUUUCUAAUUCAUGGAUAUAAAAUUGAGUUUUUGAUGUUUUCCCAUGUAUUCUAAACACUUUAAUAUCAAGUAAUCAAGAACUUGAGCACAGUGAUACAGACUAGAGACUUACAAAAACAUUUUCCAUGCAUCACCAUGUUCCAUUUACCUCUCACUCACAGCAUUUUUCAAUCCAUAGUAAUUUCUAACAAGUUUGAGAGUAAGGUAAAAUUGUCAAAGAAAAUCAGGCUCCCACAAGUUUCAUGAUAGUAAAUACUAAAGCAGAAAGCAAAUAUGAUAUGCUGUAAGUUUAUCCAGUAAGAAAAAGAUUGUAGUCUAUGUUCUUACCUAAUUAGACAACAGAAUAUCCACAUGAAAAAAAAAAAAAAUAAGGCCUUGAAGGGUAGAAAUUUCAGGUGAAACUCACAUUUCCUUAAAAACAAAAUCAACCAAGUAUAAAAUGCAAAUACCUGGAAAACAGAGGUCAUUACUGCAUAGAUUUACCUGUCUUUCUAUAGAAGCUGAAAAAGCAUCACAGAGAAUCUUCUACUGCAUGGCAUUCCAUUAUAUCUGUUUAGUUAAACAUAUAUUUAUUUCAUCUCCUACUGUACCACAAGAGCAGGCUCUUUCUGCACAAGUAAGUGACAGCCCAAGUAAAAUGCUACACUGAUACCCAUUUAUAAAAGAUUCCAAAGAUCUUCAGUGAUUAUAAAGGGCAAUUAAAACUUUCUAAAUUUUCCAAAACAACGCUACUAAACUUUCACAAAAGAAGGGAUUGGUCCAAACACAUUUUUAAGCUCUAUUCCCAAAUAAUCUGUCUGAAGCCCACAAGCAAGGCUUACAAAGCUUUACCUUUAUUCAAUAUAAAUUAAGUCAGCAGACUGCAGCAUCUGGCAUAGAGGAUCUCAGAGCAGCAGGCGGAACAUGCUGCUGUGACAUGCUGCUUUGCUUUGAGGGACUGUACUGCAGAGGACAGCUUUAGAAUCACACUUCUUGUGUGUAAACCUUUACCUGUUAUAGAUGGGCUGUUUUAGAGGAAAUUAUCUUUAGGAACUUAUUUAACUUUUUCCUUUCAUUUUCUAUGUAAGCAUAAUUACCACGAUUUGAGAUUUUUUCUAGAGGGUCUGUUCAUAAUCCAACAUUCAGAGGUAAAAAUUUGCACAUUUUCACAAUGGAUUGACCUAAGUUUACUUAUGUUUUAUAGAUAUUAAAAUUUAGUAGAUAAAGUUCCAUAGGUAUUUUAUUUUAGUAAGACUUAAACUGCAGGAAUGCACUGUAGUUGGCCAUUGGAUUUUACUGGUAUUAGAUGCAGCUCUUUCAACUCUUAAGUCUCUUAACUCUGGGUCAAAUGUAGGAAACAAGAAGAGGCCUUAGACCAAAACCAUUUCUGAAAGGAAGCUUCGUGUAAACUCAUGCAGGAAUGAGGACUGCGUGGGCAGGGUGCCUGGGCUGGCUGAUGUUCUGAGUGAGUGUUUGUGCGUGUGAGUGGAAGGAAAGCAAUGCACUCUGUACAAAAACAAGUUUUGCAAAGACUUAGAGGAAAAACAAAGAGAUCAAAAGAUACAGAAAUGAAUAAAAAAGCAGGUAAUGUUGGAAUUUGGUGCUGAUUAA
Messenger RNA from Melospiza georgiana, 3029 nucleotides. RefSeq names its product cilia and flagella associated protein 161 (gene CFAP161). Bases 7 to 882 code for a protein of 291 amino acids. Gene Ontology annotation, biological process: cilium assembly. The transcript has 7 exons. NCBI's taxonomy places the organism in Eukaryota, Metazoa, Chordata, Aves, Passeriformes, Passerellidae. The record is from RefSeq and is a predicted model, not a curated record. Gene Ontology annotation, cellular component: motile cilium.